This is a messenger RNA of Naumovozyma castellii, 396 nucleotides long. RefSeq names its product acyl carrier protein (gene ACP1). The record is from RefSeq and is a predicted model, not a curated record. The transcript has a single exon. Bases 1 to 396 code for a protein of 131 amino acids. Lineage: Eukaryota; Fungi; Ascomycota; Saccharomycetes; Saccharomycetales; Saccharomycetaceae.
AUGCUAAGAACUUUUUUCCGCUCUUCCACCCCUUUAACUUUAAGAAGAAUCUCCGCCUCCCCAGUUGCAGCCAGAUCUGCUAGUACAUUUAUUGGACGUCAAUCAUUCACACCUAUGCGUUUCUACUCCGCAGGGGCAGCUAAACUAGAUAAGGAUGAAGUGACUCGCAGAGUGAUUGAUGUCAUCAAGGCUUUCGGUAAGAGUAAUGCUGCUGCUACAAUCACUCCUACCACCCUCUUUAACAAGGAUUUGGGUUUGGAUUCUCUAGAUACUGUGGAAUUAUUAGUUGCCGUUGAGGAAGAAUUUGAUAUCGAAAUUCCUGAUAAAAUAGCUGAUGAAUUGAAAUCAGUUGCUGAAACUGUGGAUUAUAUCACAUCCAAUGCCGAUGCUAACUAA